Messenger RNA from Trichoderma breve, 960 nucleotides. RefSeq lists its product as uncharacterized. The coding region runs from base 1 to 960 and encodes 319 amino acids. The transcript has a single exon. Lineage: Eukaryota; Fungi; Ascomycota; Sordariomycetes; Hypocreales; Hypocreaceae. The record is from RefSeq and is a predicted model, not a curated record.
AUGCCUCGCAGACGACUAUGGGCCUUCACCUCUCUUUUCUUCCUCCUCGCCCCAGCGCUCGCCGCCGAGGUCCACGCCGACUUCUCCUUCUAUCCCGUCGGCGCCCAGAGCUGUCUCAGCCAAGCUGCCACAACGUCAAAAUGCGACGGCAACACCGUCAUGGACCUCAACACUUGUCUGUGUGGCAAUUGGGGAAACUUUGUGAUUCUGGCGGCCAUAUGCAUUGGCAAGAACGACAAGGCGGAUGCGGUGCCGGUGUAUAAGACGAUGGUCUCUGCGUGUGCGGAUUCCAAUACGCCGCUGAACGUGGCUCCGAAUGUCUUCUACGGAGCUGUCAAUGGCCAGGUCACGACGACGACCUCGGCGGCAACAACAAUGACGACGUCGACGACGACGACGAGCGCGACGACCACGGCGACGACAACCAGUGCAACUUCGACAAGCACGAGCACCGCGGCGCCCGUCAGUGAGAACCUGUCGACGGGCGCGACAAUCGGCAUCGCACUCGGCGCGUCGUUUGGCGGUGUGGGCGCCAUCGCAGGGCUCGUCUACUACCUGCUCCGCCGCUCCAAGAACCAAGGCGAGGAGUACAACCCCAUGCUACUGCCCAAUUCCAACGAGGAAGCCCGCUUCAGCAGCCAGCCGCCACUAUCCGAACCGACGCCGUCGCCGGGCAUCGCGAGCACCUUCUCCGAGGCGAAGCGGGCGUCGUGGGUGUCGCCGCUGCAGAGCCCCGACCCGUACCGGUACUCAGCGGCGACGUGGGAUGCGACGCAGGGCGCGUACAAGGGGCCGUAUGCGCCUCCGGAGGGCGCCGUGGAGUUGCCGCCUCAGACGGCGAGUGUUGCGAGUAGUACGUCGGGCAUGGUGUUUGAGAUGGAUGCUACAACGUCGCAGCAGUCGUCGGGGCCGGUUGAGAUACAGGGGGAUGUGCCCUUUACAGACCACGGGAGGAGGUGA